Brienomyrus brachyistius is the source of this 4679-nucleotide messenger RNA. RefSeq names its product HPS5 biogenesis of lysosomal organelles complex 2 subunit 2 (gene hps5). Lineage: Eukaryota; Metazoa; Chordata; Actinopteri; Osteoglossiformes; Mormyridae. The record is from RefSeq and is a predicted model, not a curated record. The coding region runs from base 746 to 4210 and encodes 1154 amino acids. Gene Ontology annotation, cellular component: cytoplasm. Gene Ontology annotation, molecular function: protein binding. Gene Ontology annotation, biological process: developmental pigmentation. The transcript has 23 exons.
AUGGGUGUCCUAGUCUGGUUUGGAAGGUUGACCUGCAUCAGUUGUCCCUGUAAAUGUGUGCAGUUCAGUGGGAUGGACAUUCAGAACAACUGCAAGCCUUUAAAUAAUAAUGACGUUAUCUUUUGUCUUGAUACCCCUGCAAUUUGUAUUCCCUGGAGCAUCUACUGUUGCAAUCAAUAGCCUAAUGGAGCAUCGAAGCCCCACUUUAGUCUAACUGCAUCUCCAGUGCAUGCGCCAACGUCACUAGUGCAAAAUGCAGUCCGCUACUUGUGGACGUCGAUUUCCGAUAUACGUUUGUAUAUGAAUUAUUCUAAACGGGUGUUAUUUAAUGAACAUCUGAGUGGAUGCGAGUUUGUCUUUUUCAUGUUUGGAAUGUGUAAUUAACAAAGACCUUGAGCAAAGUCCAGAACAUACAGUAGACUAUGAGGAGGUAUCACUCCGCACCGCCCUGCGAUUUUAGACUGUAAAGUAGUACCGACCAGUCGGAAACGUCCCACAACUUCUGUCAAAUCUUCACGGCAGAGAAGUGAGGAAACAAACUAUUUAAACUAAAAGUAUAAACGUCUGCAACUCUGGACUCGAUGUUGCACCGUGAAAAUGACGUAGUUUUGGGGAAUUGACCGCUCGCCAAUGACAGGCAUGAGGUGUGUAUCUGCACCCCACCACCGACCUGGCCCUUCUAUUACCACCAACCGCUUCCUUAACAUGCCCAAACAGGUUGGCCUAGCUGAGAGGCGUGCUAACCAUGCCUCUGCUGCCUGUGCUGCCUGAGUCCUGCACACAUGUGCUGGCCGAGUUUGACUGCUUGGAUCCCCUGCUCUCCGCCCUGCGCCUGGACUCCAGCAGGAUCAAGUGUACCUGCGUGGCGGUCUCAAAGAAGUGGUUGGUGCUGGGAACCUCAGCAGGGGGGCUCCACCUUAUCCAGAAGGAUGGCUGGAAGCAACGCUUAAUCCUCACACACAAGGAGGGAUUCAUCACCCAGGUAGCAUGCUGUCCACACGAUGAAGACUUUAUUGCGGUCGCUACAAGUCAGGGCCUGGUUGUGGUGUGGGAGCUGCACCUGGAGCGGCGCGGGCGCCCGGAGCGUGUCUGUACUUCCUGGGAACACCGGGGCCAGGCCGUGACGGCACUGUGCUGGGACACGGCCGUGCUGCGCGUCUUCGCCGGGGACGCCGCCGGGAAGGUGUCCUCGGUCCGUGCCGGAUCCUCCAAGCUGGGCAAGGGCUCGGCGUUCGUCAUCUUUCCCAUCCAGACCAUCACCACCGUGGACUCGAGAGUGGUGCAGCUGGGCUACCAAGACGGCCGUCUGCUGGUGUCCUCACUCAGCCGCUGCUACCUGUGCGACACAGAGAGGGAGAAGUUCUGGAAAGUGGGGAAUAAGGAGCGGGAUGGGGAAUAUGGGGCCUGCUUCUUCCCCCCGCCACGCGGCUCGCCAGUCGGCACGCCGCCCCUCUUGUACUGUGCGCGGCCGGGCUCCCGUGUGUGGGAGGCCAACUUCAGCGGCGAGGUGCUGAGCACGCACCAGUUCAAGCAGCUUCUCGCCUGCCCCCCUAUGCCCCUCAUAUCCUGCAGAUGCGAGCCGCAGUUUCACUCUGCUCCAAGAGGCUCCCAGUCCAUCGCUUUCCCCAAGCUGCUAUAUCUAAGUGAUCAGAACCUGCUGACCUGGACUGAGUCAGCAAUGUACAUCUUCGUGCCUCAGUGCGACCAGGUCCUUCUCUGGACUGAGAUUAAAGACUUGAUCGAGGUUGCGGUUUUCCGGAGUGAGCUUUUCUGUCUCCAUGGCGAUGGACGCCUGUCUCACUUGAGCCUGCUGUCUGCGGAGCGCUGUGUGGAGAGGCUGAUACGCAGGGAGGCCUGGUCCCAGGCCGCUUCUGUCUGCUGCAUGUUCCCGCACGUCAUCGCCUCCUGCAGGGCCCGGAAGUCACUUCCCAUUGACCGCCUGGAGUACCUGCGCACACAGCUCAACCCCAGCACCCAGCAGGACCUUCUCAGCCAACUGGAGGACAUGAUUCCCAAACUGGAGCCCCUGGACUCCGCCUCCAGCAGCCGCAGAAGCAGCAUUUCUUCACAUGAGAGCUUCAAUGUGCUGGACUGCGGUAUCUACAGGGUGAUCAGUCGCAGAGGAAGCCAAUCAGAUGAGGAGACCAGUUCCCUGGUCAGCCAAUCAAUGCUCGAGGAGGAGCGGCUCAAGGAGUUUAGCUUUGUGCAUGAGGAGGAGCCUGUGGAGCCUGCCACCUCCGAUCCCCCGCCCAGCGAGCGCACAGAGCCCGAACGGUCCGAAUCCGGCCUUCAGUUUCACCUACCCCUCUCAUUCCGCCCCAAACCCCCCCGUGUGGCUCUGCAGGCUGUUCGAGACAGUGUUUCCAGCUUUGUAAAGAAGACCUCUGAGAGGAUAAACACCCUGCAGAUGAACUCUGACCUUUGGCCCCGCCCCGAUCAGAGAGAAGCAGGGCAAAAUGACAUCACGGCUGAAAUGGCAUCGUUUCCAGAAGAACUGGACCGCGUAUCUGACGCUGAUCGGCCCAGUUCAGACAGUGAUUGGGAAGAGCUGAGAGGAGCAACUCAGAAAGCAGUAGUCAUCAGGAUCUGUAUGUGUGGUUUAUGGAAUGUGAGACUGCCACAUCCUUGUAUUCUGUUCCUUCGGCACUAUAGUAUUCUGAUUCAAGAUCCGCUUCUUCUCCUGGACCCGACUUGUCUGCGGGAGGUUCUGUGGCAGUGGCUUUCAGUACUGGAACAAAUUCUUGGCCCAGAGGCGAUCCCUGCAGGUGGACAGUGGCUCUCUGAUGUACAUCACUUGGAGGAUGAGGCCCGGGUGCAAGAGCCUCCAGGAUGCCAGAUAGAGGAAAGUACAGUUGAGAUUGGGGAAGUCGAGCCGGAGGAGAAGCUGGUGUCGGUUGAGGAGGGGCAGCAGGUUGGUGCAGAGUCCAAACUGGGGACGACACUGAUGGAAGACACUGAAGUGAAGGCAACCAAACAAGAGCCAGUACGUGUGGGGCCUCCUAUACCCAUACCCUCUGACCUGCAGGCCGAUCUCACACAGCUGGCCUCUCUCUGCCUGGAACUCGGCUGUUUCCAUGGCAAUGCUCUUCGGGAGCGAGAUCGAGCGGAGGAACCCAUGGGCCCUUGCAUGUUUCUCCGACGGUACUUCUUUCUACUGGACCCCGAGCGGACGCGGCGGUGCUGCCUGCUGCGCUACCGGGACCAGCCGGCAGUGUGGAAGGCCUACAUGGCGGGCCUGCAGGCGCUGACCCGCUCCAGCGCGGUGGUGGAGGUGAUAGAGAAGGGGGUCCUCCUGAGGUCCCUGAAGAGCCUACGGGAGCUCCAGCCCUGGACGUCCUCCACGGUGCUUGCCCACCUGCAGAGGCUGUACGAGAAGCAUGGGGAGGCAGCCGUACGCUCCUUCGUCCAGUUCUACCCCAAAGUCAUCCCCUCUGAUGUCAUGGCUAUGGCUCAGAAGAGCCACUUCCUUGCAUAUCUGGAUAACUUGGUCCAUUCGCAGGCUGAGGAGCAAAGACUUUCGUUUUUAGGUUCCCUUCUUCAGCCUGAGUCGCUACGGCAGGAUUGGCUUGAGCUAGCGCUAUCCCAUGAUGCCCCUCACCUAGCAGACACAGUAACCCCAGAAGGACAGCCUAGGUGGCGGUCACACCUCUUCACCUGGGGAUAUGGGCGUCUCCUUUCCCUUCUCAUUCGUCUGCCAGCUGAUUUUGCAUCUAAGCAGAAGAUGGCCGAGAUGUGUAAAACCCAUGGCUACUGGAUUGGUUACCUGACUCUGUGUUGCGAGCUGCGUCACAGACCCCAGGCAUUUGGCACCGUCUGCCGGCUGGAUGACAUGAGUCUGCUGCAGGAGAAGAGCGGACUAAUGCCUGAAACUCUAGAUGAAUGGAAACUCCUCAUCCAGCUUUCGCAGAGCUGCUGUGACACUUCAGAGCCCAAUUCCAGUUCACAAAGCACCCAGGAUGGCGGCUUAUCCAACGGCUCCUGCGACCAGAGCGGCCGCAUCACUCCCGAGAGCCUGACACUGCAGCUGGCCCGGGUGGUGGGGCCGGACCGCGCCCUGGACGUGCUGCAGAGCUGGGGGGUGCGUGUGGAUCUGGGCCCGCACUCCACCGUGGUGUGUGAGCUCCUGAGGAUCGCAGAGAAGAGACAGAGGGCCCUGAUCCGCACCAUGCUGGAGCGCUGUGACCGCUUCCUCUGGUCCCAGCAGGCCUGACCCCUCCCUCCAGAAUGGGAAAUCAGUCUGCACUAUUUCUUCCUCUUUUGGGGGGCGAUCUGAGUUUGAAACUGUCUCCUCAAGCAUGUCAAGACCAAUCCUCAAAGAAGGGCUGUCCGACGAUGGGCUACUGAACAGAGGAUGAACAAUCGUAUUUAAAUUAUGUAACUAUAAAGAAUUAUUUAAUGUUUAUUAUAGAGGUCUAUUGAACAGCUACAGUAUUAAUAUUGAGUUUCUUCAAAGGUUUUUAACCUUGAUCAGAAAGGUACACUUUACAGUAGUUAUGUUGCUCUAGUUGUCGUUUUAAAAGUCCUGCACUGUCUUGCACAUUGUUUUUAGUUUGUUUACCUGGAGUUUGGCCCAUGAGUUUUGGAGUGAAACACACGACUGCUUUGGCAGAUGCGUUCUGUUACUAAAUGUGCGUCUUAAUGUGUGUUCCUCAUUAAACCCCUUUGGUCCUUGUUAACAA